Podospora anserina S mat+ is the source of this 927-nucleotide messenger RNA. RefSeq lists its product as uncharacterized. Gene Ontology annotation, biological process: mycotoxin biosynthetic process. The coding region runs from base 1 to 927 and encodes 308 amino acids. NCBI's taxonomy places the organism in Eukaryota, Fungi, Ascomycota, Sordariomycetes, Sordariales, Podosporaceae. The transcript has 5 exons. The record is from RefSeq and is a predicted model, not a curated record.
AUGUCUUCAGGUAUGUCCGAAGACAAGAUUUCCUUUGCAGGGACAAGCGAAGACUCCGACUCGGAUCAUGGUUCAGAGCUACUCCCCAAGGUCCGACAACGUCGUUCCCCAGGACAAACAUUGUUGCCAUCAAUACUCAUCAAGUCGCUUUUCUUUCUGCUAGGCUUGAUUCUUGGCAUAACAAUAGCCACUAUUGUCAGCCAACAAAUCCAGCAAGGAAUAGAGAUGGAUCUGGACCGGCAAUGUGCGAUGCGCACAUCGCAGUACUGUAAGUCAACUUUCAUCUAUAAAUUAAGAACGCCCGUGCUUAACGAAGUUGAUCACGCGUACUCAAUCACGUCCUUUAAUGGUUCAUUUAUGAAAGAAGUGGUAUAUCGUCUCCAAGGGUCGCCCAGAGUGGACGCGGCAUGGGAGGCUUUGGGUAUUGAAGCCUCCAUCAUCCCAGAGAAUGAAGGGAUUGCGAGCGGGCUCACAAAGCACCACGUUCAACGAGCAAAAAAAUAUGGAGGUGGUUUCUUCGUGAAUGUGGAAGGCCUACACCACUUACAUUGCCUGAAUUUGGUUCGCAAGUCCCUUUACUUCAACUACAAUUAUUAUAAGGCUAUAGGCGAUGACGCGUUUGACCUCGAAGAAAAUAUCUUUAAAAUACUAAGACGUAUUGUGUGUCUAUUAGCACAUUGCUUAGAUAUCGUUCGACAAGUGCUCAUGUGCAAUGUGGAUAAUGGGGUGCUUGGGCAAGUAUGGACUCAUCAGCCAAAUACGAAGCAACCUCAGGCAUUCCCCGAUUUCAACACCCGACACAAAUGCAAAAAUUAUGAGGCAGUUCGUGUAUGGGCUGAGGCACAUCAGGUGCCACCUGAUGAGGAACUUCCUGCCGACUAUAUUGCUCCUUGGGAUACGGAUGAUGUCAUCCCAUACAUCCCUUGA